Molecule: messenger RNA, 750 nt
Organism: Triticum turgidum subsp. durum (durum wheat)
Lineage: Eukaryota; Viridiplantae; Streptophyta; Magnoliopsida; Poales; Poaceae
Source: the annotation of a GenBank genome assembly
AUGGCGUCGCCGCGCGCUUGGCACCGCCGGCUCAUGGGCGCACCGGCGUCGUCGUCCCCGGCGCCGUCGGGCGACGGCGAGGCGGCUGCGGGGCGCGGGUCGAGCCAGGAGGCGAUGAAGAUAAUGGUGUCCGUGCUGGUGGUGGUCAUCUUCUGCACGCUCUUCUACUGCAUCUACUGCUGGCGCUGGCGGAAGCGCAACGCCGUGAGGAGAUCGCUGCUCCAGAGCCUGAGGCCGAUGUCGAGCUCGGACCUGCCGCUCAUGGACCUCGCCUCCAUCCACGCCGCCACCGACAACUUUUCCAAGGCCAACAAGCUCGGCGAGGGCGGCUUCGGCCCUGUCUACAGAGAUCGCGGUGAAGCGGCUGUCGGCGCGGUCGCGGCAGGGCGCGGCGGAGUUCCGGAACGAGGUGGAGCUGAUCGCCAAGCUGCAGCACCGCAACCUGGUGCGGCUGCUGGGCUGGUGCGCCGAGCGCGACGAGAAGCUGCUGGUGUACGAGUACCUCCCCAACCGCAGCCUCGACGCCUUCCUCUUCGACGCAAGCAAGAGCGCGCAGCUGGACUGGAAAACCCGGCACAGCAUCAUCCUGGGCAUCGCCCGCGGGCUGCUCUACCUGCACGAGGACUCGCUGCUCAAGGUCGUCCACCGGGACCUCAAGGCCAGCAACGUGCUCCUCGACAACAAGAUGAGGCCCAAGAUCUCCGACUUCGGCAUGGCCAAGAUCUUCGAGGACGAGUGCAUCGAGGUUAA